Molecule: messenger RNA, 711 nt
Organism: Aegilops tauschii subsp. strangulata
Lineage: Eukaryota; Viridiplantae; Streptophyta; Magnoliopsida; Poales; Poaceae
Source: RefSeq, a predicted model, not a curated record
AUGCCCACCUUUAACGAGCGCGGCCUGGUGCCGUCGACGUCCCUUGUGGUCCCAGAGGCAACGGCGCCGGUGCACGUGUCUUCUGGCGACUCCCGCAAGGAGGAGGAAGAGGAGGAGGACGAGGAGCAUGACUGGGAGGCCGACACCCGCGGCGAAGAGGAGGAAGGAGGACGAGGCGAUGCUGCUCGGGACCAGAUCGCCUAUGAUGGCCGCUCCCCUCUCCAUGGACAAGGGCAGCAACGGCUCUCGCGCUUCUCCGGCCCGAUCAUCCUCGCGAGGCCUAGGGGAGCAUCCUCAGGAGGAGCUGUUGCGGACUCCGAGAAGGAUAGGGAGGCCUUCGCCCAAGCUGUGGCCGCCCGCGAGGUGGCGCUGAAGGAUGCCGAGGCCGCCAAGGACCGCUGCCGGUCGCUGAAGGCCGAGCUGGAGACCGCGCGGAGGGAGCGCGCGAAAGAAGCCCGAGGCUACAAGGCGGAGGAGCAGAAGAUGAAGGCCCGAGAGGACGCCAUCAGAGAUCGCGACGCCGAGCAGGAGCAGUUGGCGAAGGCGCAGGCCACGGAGCGCGGCCGGUUGGAGGAGCUGGAGGAGAAGCUGAAGGCAGAGAAGGCCGAGCUUGAAGCCAAGGCGAAGGUCCUGGCUGAGGACCGCGAAGCCUUCAAGCUCCUCGAGGUGAGGUCUCGGACGGUGCUGCGGUCACUCUAUGAGAAGGGCUAG